UUCGAGUUGGUUCUUUCAAAUUCUUCGCUCGCAAUUAGCCAUUGUAUUUGCGUAUCUGAAUGUCGCAAGCAAUUUAAAUAAACUGUUACUGAACAUUGUAAAUGUCUAAAAAAGGCAAAAAGUGGCUCGUUUUAGAGAAGUUAUGGGAAAAAUGCAAAUCAAUAUAACUGUCGCAGUUUUGUUUGCCGUUGUUUGCUUUAAAAAUGUCAAUGAUCGUUAACUUAUACGUGUUAUACAGUUCACGAAUGCUUCCGUAGUGUUUCCAUUUGACAUCAAGGAAACACUGUUUAAAUCAGUAGGGGAGCACAAAGGAAAUAACUGAAGAACGAACUCUUUGUUAAGAAAACAACAAUUCUUCCAAGUCAAUGGAAAUAAUAACGCUAUGAUGGCCUUAAUUUUCAAUUGACCACUCUUUUUAUGGGCUUAUGAGGACAUUGUAGGUCUUUUGUGUCAUCUGACAACAGACGUGGCGCGCCACAGUUCACGACGCUAUCAAUGAUUGGUUGACUAUACAGUAAAUUGUUAUGCUAACCAAUGAUUGGUCACGUCUCGCUGCUCCAAACAGCUGCUACACAAAGACCAAUAUAUUCAGCAAUAUGUUUAGUCUUACAAGUGACACAGGAGGCGAACGUCUGUGGAGCAAAACAAAAUUUACUUUUUACCCUACUCUCGCGCGAAUGAUGUAUGUAUGUAUUGGAAAGGGCGGGUGCCGAACAAACCGCCGUCGCUCGCCCCAGUAUGGUGACAUGGUCCCUGUCUCGCCGUCAAAAAUUAAGCAGAAGCGAGGCAAAAAGAUGGAAGACUACAGCGCGUUAAACGGGAAUUAUCCUUCACCGGAUGAUUCGCGAACAAACUAUAAUUUUCAAGGGGAUUUCGCCGCAAACGCUAGCGUACUUUCGCUGGAUGUCAACGACAAUCACAGAAUUCUUCGUUCUCCAUCGCCAUCAAAAUCUACCACGCUGCCUCGUCGAAGUCAUGGGAAAACACCGCCUCAAAAACCUCCCCGCGGAUUGCCGCCGAAGCCUCCUCGCUUAAUGGAAAGAAAACUUUUUACUUGCGAAAAUCCUACAUGUCAAAAACAGGAGGAACUCUUGGGAAUCGUCGCUUUGGAUUUCAAAUCUUGCCCCUCAUGUUUUACUCACUACUGUUGUAUCGAAUGCCGAAAGGCUCACUGGAACGAGCAUCGAGUUGUGUGCCACUAUGGGCAAGUUGAUAGCCACAUAAAAUCGAUUAUUAAUAUGUGCAAUGAAAAUCGCGACUUGCUGUACCAUUUGACUGAAAUUGCGCGUGAGGGCUUCAUAGCGAAAGGACGCGGAGCUGUUAUGCUUAUCCUUCUCUCUCCGAAAGCCGCAGAACUUUUCAUAAAAAGCGGUGUAGAGUAUUUUCGUAAUCCUAGAAACACGCCAACUUUUUCUUCGUAUCAAGAACUUAAAGACGCCGGAGUUUAUUCAAAACACCAGAAAAUGCUUCUUGGUCUAUUAAAUAGUUACUGCCCGGCUCAAGAAAUGAUUCUGAACAUUGCGGUGGUCGUUGGCAAAAAUCUCCCCAAGAUUCCAAUACCUCGAAAUAAAGAACCUGCGGUUAUUUCGCAAGUUAAGGUUCCGUUCACGAAUAGAAAAGCAUCCAGGACAUUUAGCCCGCAGAACAGCCAAGAUUUUGACAUUUGCACCUACAAUGCUAGAGAUAACGCUAGAAGAAAAUCUUUUUAAAACUGUAAACAGGAUUUUAUUGUCGCUGUAGCAGUUUUUAUGCGUGAUUGCUGUCAAACACUAAGAUUGUGUUAUUUUAUUUUGUCAUCUAUGAAUAAAUCAUGCUUUUAGUUUA
Orbicella faveolata is the source of this 1824-nucleotide messenger RNA. Its product is annotated as apical junction component 1 homolog. Lineage: Eukaryota; Metazoa; Cnidaria; Anthozoa; Scleractinia; Merulinidae. Gene Ontology annotation, cellular component: plasma membrane; apical junction complex. Gene Ontology annotation, biological process: cell-cell junction organization. The record is from RefSeq and is a predicted model, not a curated record.